AUAUAGAACAAGAACAGGCACAACAUGCCAAAGUAUUGGACAGAAAAUGAAGUCAGGCAAUAAUAUGGGUCCAUUCACAAAAUAUGAAAAAAAAAAUUCUUUGGUUCUACAUGGUAUUUCUUUAUGUUUCUUUAGUUAUCCGGUUCUCCAAUUAUUAAUGCUGAGCACAGAUAAAUUAAGCAACAAAUUAUGAUUUCUUUAAUACAAACUUGCCAAAGAUGCCUAUAAAAUGGUCCACCACUCCCAAAACCCCAAAAAAACAAACAGAAGAAACCUAAUGAGCCUUGUCACUUCGCUCUAUUUCCUCUCAAUUUUCCCUUUGUUGACAUCUGCAACAUUAUUAUUCCAGGGGUUCAAUUGGGAAUCAUGUAAUAAGGAAGGAGGAUGGUACAACUCACUCAAGAAUUCCAUUCCUGAUCUGGUUAAUGCAGGAAUUACCCAUGUCUGGCUUCCUCCACCCUCUCAGUCAGUUUCAUGUGAAGGAUACAUGCCAGGGAGACUGUAUGAUCUGAAAGCGUCAAAAUAUGGAACCCAGGAUGAACUGAAAUCGCUAAUUCAAGCAUUCCACCAGAAGGGAAUUAAUUGCCUGGCUGAUAUAGUGAUAAAUCAUAGAACUGCUGAGAAGCAAGAUAACAGGGGAAUAUGGUGUAUCUUUGAAGGUGGAACUUCUGAUGAUCGCCUUGAUUGGGGACCAUCCUUCAUUUGUAGUGAUGACACUGCCUAUUCUGAUGGCAAAGGAAAUCCUGAUACAGGCGAUGACUUUGCACCUGCACCUGAUAUUGACCAUCUCAACCUGAGAGUUCAGAAAGAGUUAUCAGAUUGGAUGAAUUGGUUAAAUUCUGAAAUUGGAUUUGAUGGAUGGCGAUUUGAUUUUGUAAAGGGAUAUGCUCCUAGUAUUACCAAGAUUUACAUGGAAAAAACUUCUCCAAAUUUUGCAGUCGGUGAAAAAUGGGAUUCUCUUGCUUAUGGGCAGGAUGGAAAGCCUGAUGCUAACCAGGAUGCCCACCGUGGUGCAUUAAAAUAUUGGAUUCAAGCUGCUGGUGGUAUUACCACAGCAUUUGAUUUCACAACAAAAGGGAUCCUUCAAGCUGCUGUGCAAGGAGAGUUGUGGAGAUUGAAGGACUCGAAUGGAAAGCCACCAGGUUUAAUUGGCAUAUUGCCUCAAAAUGCAGCGACUUUUAUCGACAAUCAUGACACUGGAUCCACUCAACGUCUGUGGCCAUUUCCAUCAGACAAAGUCAUGCAGGGAUAUGCAUACAUUCUUACCCAUCCUGGAAUCCCAUCCAUAUUUUAUGAUCACUUCUUCGACUGGGGGCUAAAGGAACAAAUUAGUAAAUUGGCAUCAAUCAGGAAGACUUACGGGAUCCAUGACAGAAGCACAGUGAAAAUUUUGGCUUCCCAAUCUGAUCUCUAUAUGGCGACGAUUAAUGAUAACAUCAUCAUGAAGAUUGGACCAAAGAUGGAUCUUGGUAACCUUCUUCCCCAAGACGUCCAGCUUGCUACAUCAGGAGAAAGCUACGCUGUGUGGAUAACAAAGCCGAAACAUAGCAUGAACUUGGCCUCCUCCAUCGCUCUCCCUUCAAAACCCGGUCUCUCACUCGUCCAUUCGCUACUCAAAUCUUGCAUUGAAGCCAGAAACCAAAAAUCAGUAUUGCUUCUUUUUCGCCAGUUUUUACAAUCUAAUGUGAAACCCAAUGACCUCACUUUCUCUUUACUUCUUAAAUCUUCUGCUACUUCAUCUUUACUAGCUUCAAAUCCACUAAAUUCAAAAUCUGAAGCCUUUCAAAUCCAUACCCACUUGAUAAAAUCGGGUUUCGACCAGUUUGUCUAUGUAAGUACUGCCCUUCUUGAUUUGUACAUGAAAUUGGGGUGCAUAAACCACGCGCAUAACGUCUUUGAUUGUAUGCCUGAUAGAGAUAUUGUUUCUUGGAAUGCCUUAAUUUGUGGGUAUUCGCGAAAUGGGUGUGAUUUUUUUGCCUUGGAGCUUUUUGUUAAGAUGCUUAGAGAGGAUUUUUUCCCUCGUCAAACUACAUUAGUUGGUUUGGUUCCAUCUUGUGGGCAACGCGAAUUGGUGUUUCAAGGAAAGUCUAUUCAUGGGUUUGGGAUUCAGUGUGGCCUUGAUUUGGAUUCUCAGGUGAAAAAUGCACUUACUUCGAUGUAUGCUAAAUGCGGAGAUUUGGAAUCUGCAGAACUUCUGUUUGAAGAAAUGGUAGACAAAAGUGUAGUUUCUUGGAACACCAUGUUAAGUGGCUAUGGACAAAAUGGUUUCUUUGACAAGGCAAUGCUUGUGUUCAAAGAAAUGAUAGAGGCACGUGUGGAAGUCAAUCCAGUUACCAUUAUGAGUCUUCUGUCAGCAAAUGCUAAUCCAGAAUCUACACAUUGUUAUACCAUGAAAGUGGGUAUUGUCAAUGACGCAUCAGUAAUUACUUCAUUAGUUUGUAGGUAUGCAAGAUGUGGAAGCAGGGAAUCAGCAGAGCUGCUUUACUGGUCCUUGCCGCAGAAAAACUUGGUUUCUUUAACUGCAAUUAUUUCAAGCUAUGCUGAGACAGGAAAUAUGAAUUGGGUUGUGGAGUGUUUUACUCGGAUGCAGCAGCUAGACAUGAAACUAGAUUCUGUUGCUAUGAUUAGUAUCCUUCAUGGGAUUCCUGACCCUGGUCAUAUGAGCAUUGGGCUUGCUUUUCAUGGUUAUUCAUUAAAGAGCGGAUUGGACAUCCAUAAUUUGGUUGCAAAUGGGCUAAUUAGCAUGUAUUCCAAGUUCAACAACGUAGAAGCUCUAUUCUCUUUGUUUUCUGAAAUGCAUGAAAAACCAUUAAUCAGUUGGAAUUCAGUGAUAUCUGGCUGUGUACAAGCUGGAAGAGCAAGUGAUGCCAUAGAGUUUUUCUGUCAAAUGAAGAUGUAUGGACACAAUCCAGAUGCUGUCACUGUUGCUAGUUUACUGUCUGGUUGUUCUGAACUUGGAUACUUGCAGUUUGGUAAGAGACUUCACAACUACAUUCUUAGGAACAAAUUGGAAUUGGAAGACUUUGUUGGAACUGCUCUUAUAGACAUGUAUACCAAGUGUGGAAACAUAGUUCAAGCAGAAAGGGUAUUCAAGAGCAUCAAUGAACCAUGUCUAGCUACAUGGAAUGCAAUGAUCUCAGGCUAUAGUUUGUGUGGCUUUGAACAUAAGGCUCUAACUUCUUACUCUGACAUGAGAGAGCAAGGGGUAGAACCUGAUAAGAUUACUUUUUUAGGAGUUUUAGCUGCUUGCACCCAUGGGGGUCUUGUUCAUGAAGGAAGAAGGUACUUCCAGAUAAUGACUAAAGAGUUUGGUAUGGUACCAACUUUGCAACACUCUGCUUGCAUGGUUGGUCUCCUUGCUCGUGCAGGUUUAUUUGAGGAAGCAUUGUUGUUUAUCAAGGGUAUGGAGACAGAACCUGAUUCUGCUGUGUGGGGUGCUUUGCUUAGCGCUUGUUGCAUCCACCAAAAGGUCAAGCUUGGGGAAUGUUUGGCCAAGAAAUUAUAUUUAUUGGAUUACAGAAAUGGGGGCCUGUACGUGUUGAUGUCAAAUCUUUACGCAGUUACAGGGAGGUGGGAUGAUGUAUCAAGGGUGAGGGAGAUGAUGAGAGAUGGUGGAGGGGAUGGCAACUUAGGAAUUAGCCAAAUCGAGGCAACUUCAUGGGAAGAAAUGAAUUACAAACUUGCCCAAUAAUGCAUCUACUGCUAACAUAAAUUGCUGGCAACUUCAGAUUUCACAUGGAUUCCUUGAUCCCCAGCCCUGAUCUUCUCUCAGUAUUCAACCUCAUUUCAGAUCGAAUAUCAUGGGCUGUGUGUUUUGGAUGUAUGCAGACCAAUCUAACUCAUAUACAUUAAAAAGAUCAAUUCUUUUUCUUAGCCUUAAUACACUGCCUGCGCGCGCACAAAAUGAACAUUUCUUUAUAUUGAAUUGAAACCACUCGUCAUUUUCACCAUGAAGGCCAA
This is a messenger RNA of Hevea brasiliensis (rubber tree), 3960 nucleotides long. RefSeq names its product pentatricopeptide repeat-containing protein At2g04860. The transcript has 5 exons. The coding region runs from base 230 to 3691 and encodes 1153 amino acids. Gene Ontology annotation, biological process: carbohydrate metabolic process; RNA modification. Gene Ontology annotation, molecular function: RNA binding; calcium ion binding; protein binding. The record is from RefSeq and is a predicted model, not a curated record. NCBI's taxonomy places the organism in Eukaryota, Viridiplantae, Streptophyta, Magnoliopsida, Malpighiales, Euphorbiaceae.